Molecule: messenger RNA, 2108 nt
Organism: Salvia splendens (bonfire salvia)
Lineage: Eukaryota; Viridiplantae; Streptophyta; Magnoliopsida; Lamiales; Lamiaceae
Product: E3 ubiquitin-protein ligase XBAT33
Exons: 10
Coding region: 338-1861 (507 amino acids)
Molecular function (GO): protein binding
Source: RefSeq, a predicted model, not a curated record
UCCAUCCAUCCAUCCAUCCAUCCAUCCAUUUGGUUUACUUGAAUGAACAGCGAUGCCACUCCUCACUCCCAAUCCCAACCAAUUCUACUCAUGUUUCUAUAAAGUUUUAAACUUUAAUCUUUCAUCACCAAUUUCAUGAUAAUCUCCAGUUUUUUCUAGCUUUAAGAUGUAAAAAGGGGGAAUUGUAUGAUGACAGUUGACCUAAUUUAUGCAAUCAUGUUUCUUCAAUAAACUCUUCCUCCACUUUCCCUCUCCAACCCCAGACAACACCACUACCACGUUCAUGAUCUUCACAAGGAUUUAGAGAGAGAGAGGACUCAAUCUUUGUCGAAGAACAAUGGGGAAUUCAUUUGGCUGCUCGGCUUCGGGAGAGAGAUUGGUGUCCGCAGCGAGAGAUGGGGAUUUUGUUGAGGCGAAGAUGCUUUUGGAUUGCAAUCCAUGCCUUUCGAAAUACUCGACCUUUGGUGGUUUGAAUUCUCCUCUUCAUUUCGCCGCCGCCAAGGACCACAAUGAGAUUGUGGCAUUGUUGUUAGAGAAUGGGGCUGAUGUGAAUUCAAGGAAUUAUUGUGGACAGACAGCUCUGAUGCAAGCGUGUCGAUACGGGCACUGGGAAGUUGUUCAAACUCUUCUUCUCUUUAGAUGCAAUGUUACUAGAGCAGAUUAUCUUAGUGGAAGGACUGCUCUCCAUUUUGCAGCAGUCAAUGGACACACGCGAUGUGUGAGGUUGGUGCUUAGUGAUUUUGUGCCAAGUGCUCCAUUUGAGCCUCCGCAUGCCCAAACAGUUAGUGAUGGAAGCGAUGGUUCUAAUAAUAAAACCAGUGCUCUCUCUAAGUUUGUAAACAAGGCUGCAGAUGGUGGCAUUACUGCUCUUCACAUGGCGGCAUUGAAUGGAUAUUUUGACUGUGUUCAGCUCCUACUUGACCUUCACGCCAGUGUAUCAGCUGUGACAUUUCAUUACGGAACAUCAAUGGAUUUGAUAGGUGCUGGGAGCACUCCUUUGCACUAUGCUGUGUGUGGAGGAAAUUUAAAGUGCUGCCAGAUCCUUAUUGCUCAAGGUGCUAGUCGUUUGUCGCUAAACUGCAAUGGAUGGCUUCCCAUUGACGUCGCAAGGAUGUGGGGGCGUCUUUGGCUCGAACCACUGCUGUCUCCUAAUUCUGAUUUGCCUCUCCCAACAUUUCCACAUUCUAAUUAUUUAUCGCUGCCACUUCUGAGUGUCCUAAAUAUAGCUAGAGACUAUGGGUUGCAGUCCUCAGCUACCGGGUCAGAUGAUGCAGAUAUGUGCGCGGUUUGCCUCGAGAGAGCUUGUAGCGUGGCUGCUGAAGGAUGUGCACAUCAACUGUGUGUAAGAUGUGCUCUCUACCUUUGCUCAACCAACAUUCCUUCAGAAUCUUCAAUACCUCUCGGUUCCAUUCCUUGCCCGUUUUGCCGGCACAGCAUUCUGUGUUUCGGCAAACUACCCGGCUCUUCAUCUAAAGACAUAAAACUACCCUUAUCACUCGGCUUAUGCACCUCCUGCAUGCUCCAUCCAAGAGAACGCGAGCAGGACACCGCAUUGGAGGCUGCUGGCUCACCAGAUACGAGAAAGAACCGUGUCGCCUCCGUCUCAUCAGAUAUGUUCUGCCCAGUCACUUGCAGUCCGUUCCCUUCCGUGACUAUCCCAAUGUGCACAUGCAGCGAAGGCCCUUGUCCCGAUUUUGAGUCCGGAGAAAGAGAAACUCCACAGGAGCAUCCACAGCCCGAACCAAGCGAACAGGAGAAGCUAGAGGGGAUGAGGUCGGAGAAAACGACGUGCUCGAAUAUGUUCUGGGGGAGAAGAAGCUGUAGCAGGGAGCAUCAAUGCAAUGCAGAGAUCAAUGCAUGAAUAAUGCUUUGAGUUGGUAAAUAAAUAUUCUUUGCUAUUGUGGUGGAUUUUGAUUCUUGAGAUUGAGAUUAGGCCUUAGUUUUUUGGUUUGUUUCACUUUUAUUUGUGGUUGGGAGACAGUGUAUUAGGAUUGUAAAGAAAUUUGGUAGAUCAGAAUAGGAUUGAGUUAUUGUGAUUGGCUUUUCUGUCACAAGUAAGAACCAAAAAACUCUCAGUUGUGAAAAUUUGUCUAGUAUCCUUUUGCAUA